AUGCCGUCUGUUACAGAUAUGAUCUCUGUGAAAAUAAACCACUAUAUGAUAAACAGGAAAAGCAGGGUUUUUGAGGAGGAGCACUUGCUGCUUGAUUAUGAUCAGCUUGGAUUUACUUUCUUGUUCCCAGCCAGCGUGAAUGUUGGUAUAGUGAAUGGCACAGAGGCUGAACCUCACUCCAGACCCUACAUGGUGUCUCUCCAAGCAGGGACUCAGCACUUCUGUGGUGGCUUCCUUGUGAGUGAACAAUUCGUCAUGACGGCUGCGCACUGCCAAAAUCAAAUAAGGUGUUACCUGUUGGUUCCUCUUAACAGAGUAAAAAAAUGGACAGAUGUGACAGCAGUGAUAGGUGCUCAUAUUCUGAAGACCAACAUCUUUCAGCGCAUACAAGUGACGGAGAAAUACAGCCACCCACACUUUACCAAUGACCCAAAAAACCCAGCAAAUGACAUCAUGCUGCUGAAGCUAGCCAAGCCAGUUGUACGCAGCGAAAAUGCUGACUGGAUUUCCAUCCCAAAAAAAGACCAAGACAUUGAGCAAGACACCACUUGCAGUAUAGCUGGUUGGGGACGCACAGAAAACAAUGGAUCUGUUAGUGAUGUUCUUUUGGAGGCAAAAGUCACGAUGUUAAGCAGCAAGAAAUGCAAACAUUGGUGGAAAUUCAAUAACAUACUGUGUACAGACACUCAUCAUGGGGGAUUUUGCACGGGAGACUCUGGAGGUCCUUUGGUGUGUAAUAAUACUGCAGUCGGAAUCAUGUCCUUCUAUGUCAAGAACUGUGUAACUCCCCCAACACCAUAUGGCUACACCAAGAUUUCUGGAUUCCUGCCCUGGAUCAAAGAAAUAAUGGGUAAAAUGAAAUAAUCAGUAUCGUGAGGGGUUCAUCGGGGCUGACUUGACCUUAAAACUGUCGUUCAUGAUUCACAACAAAUAAUUCCACUGUAAAGAAGCUUCUGACUGGCUAUACAAGUUUUAUGUUACUUUCAUGUGUUACUUUCUAGAGAGUAAAUCCUGUCUUGUUACACAUGUGAAAUGAUAAAACAUAAAAGGUUGAAAAUGAACCAAGUGUGGAAAGAAAACUCCCGAUCUUUACUGAUAUAAGUAACACAGCAUCAUCCACUACCUACCACACCUACCCCUGUUACAUCUUAUGUGUUUUAAUAUAAUUAGGACAUUACCAGAAUUUAAUUUUUAUUAAAAAUAAGGCACUUGAUUUGCAUUGAUAAAUCCUAUAUUAAUUUCCUUAUAUAGAUACUGACACAAAUUCUUUACAACACAUUUCACAAGUUAGCUUCCACCAUCACAGCACAGACGGCCCUGAUGUCUGAUUUUCACGCUCUUAUUCAUUAUGCAUCUCAUCCAUGAUAACCUUUUUUAAACAAAUCCUUCACAAUCAAUGCAAUGCAAGUAACUUUGUGUAUAUACUAAUAAAUAUGUACUAUUUUCCUUUCUACAUUUCACAAGAGGGACCUUCUAGAAUGAUACAUGUACAAAAAACAUUUCGGACAUGAAUACAGGAUCAUUCAGAAACAGCAUUUCAUUUGGUCUUGGAGGCGAUGAGUGUCUGUCUAUUAGAUUUUGCAAGUGAGGUAACAUACAGUGUUUGUCUGAUUUUCGAAACUUUAAGAAAAUUGAGCUGAACAGGGAGUGAACAGUCGAUGCUCACUGGUUUUUAUGCUGCAUUUUGGGAACUUUCAGGGAAUAAAAGUUUCAGUGCACGGAAAUUAUCUUAACAAUGAGAGACUCUAGAAAAUGGCUGAUUCCCUGGACAGUACCACAACUACUGACUUAGGGAGCUCAGACAGCUAAUUAUGCUAAAUAUUUAUUGCAUUUUAAAUACAUAACAUGAAUAUUUUGGUUAAUGAUGUUUGUGGGUGGAGUGUCAUGCCACGAGAACUUCAACUUGUUUAAAACAUAACAAAAGCAAGUAAACAACUAAAUUAAAUUAUUAAGAAAAAGAUCCUAGUAAAAAAAUUAGCCUUCACUAUUUUGUUGUUGCCAAAUAAAUGUUUGGAUAGUGUUAUUUCAAACUACUAAAUUGGUUCAAGGUCAGAGUUCAAAAUUCAUUUUAGACUUGUAACCGACUCGGACUUUAGACUAAAAGUCUUUUGCUUUGAAUGACCUCAUGCUUUAAUUCUGUUUAUUUUAUUAAAAUGAAUCAAUGAACAUUCCAUUUUGUUACUACUGAAACAAUCACAGCACUACCAAAACCAAAUGUUUCAGUAGUGACUGUUUCGGUACUGACAAUUUGAGCUCAUUUUGAGCAGAACUCAAAAACGCUAGCCAGUACAUGACUAGCAAACACAGCUUUAAACACCUGUACACACAUAAAUUCAUCAUGUUUUUCAUAAAACUCUAAAAAAAAAACUUAGCAGAAAGUAUGUGUUUCGGUCGUGACAAUUCUUAAUGCUACACACUGACACAUUCACUUCAAAACAAUGGGAUCUAACUGCUCACCAUGUGGUCAUGAGGGACAGGGAUGCAGUCUCACUUCCUGCUCUAAAAUGCAGGGGUGUGGCUAAAAUAACACUCCGCCUAUAGACGCAGAAGUUAUAGAAGUUUUUAUGUUUGAAAAUUCAACUCAUCAUAAAUUUAAAUCUUUCAACUUUACUUUAAAAUAAUCAAAAAGAUCUUUUCAAAAACAACACUGAAAAAAAAUGCAAAAAAAAUCAAGUUUUUUUUCAUAAGCUGGAACUUGUGAGGUGUUUAUUCAAAGAAACGCUGUAUACUUGGGUGUGUUAUUGUGCCCGUUCUCUAAUUAAGCAUCAAAUGUACACUGUUCAGUAUCAGGGCCAAAAGCUCAUUCUGGUAAUGCACCAGUAAAUGUUUCAAAACUGAUGUCUAUCAGCAAAGAAUGUCAUCAGGUUUGGCCUUGAGCUGGGCCAAAUGCAAAAGAAGCACAGACCCAUUUCACUAGAGGCUGUAGUUAAACUGAAUGCAAUUAUUUGUAUAAUCCACAAAAAAGCGUAAAGAUGCUUUUGAUAAAAUGUUUUACCAAGGCCUAUAAAAAGUAAAUUGUGUGUGUACAUCAAAUACAUGUUUUAAUGGACUUAACAUAUUAAACAUACUAAUCCUCUUAAGUCUCUAUUUUGAGCUAGUUGCAAGUAAACAUGGUACUUGGUCUAUUUCAUGUGAAUUUCAUUAAAGUAAAAUGAAUCACUGAGAAUGCAAACUGAUAGAACUCUAUCUGUACAGCUCAUCACUGCAGAGGUUUCAAUCUGAACAGUAACGACCACAUGUCCCUUGGUCUGAUGCCAGUCAUGACACACAGGUCACAUAAGAAAUUUCACAGAAAUAUGAUCAUUUUGAAUCGUUGUGAAAGACAAAAAAUGAAGAAAACCAAGUUGUUUCCAAUUGAACUAUAUUUGCUCUAAAACUGAAAACUGUUUUGUAACAUACUGAAUUAUUUGAUCAGGAAUUGUCAUGAAGUAAAUCUGGACGUUGCUCCUGAUAGAAGCUACAGUUUUACUUUACAUUUUCCUGGUACUUGUGUUUUAGCCAAAGCCAUUGAUCUGAUGACAUCAACUGUUUGAAAUUAUGUUGUUCAAUGUGAUCACAUCAAGGCCUACUGCCGCUUUGAUUAGCCGUUUCAUGAAACUUGUUUCACAAAGUCAAGGUGCUUGCAACUGUUUCAGCUGAGUUUCAAGGGAGUUUCAGGACACUUUACAUCAUGCAAUUUAAAUGCAAUUUAGUUUCAUGUGAAUUUCAAGCAAUUAACAUUGCAUGGAAAUUUCAGCAUAUAAAACCAGCCAUAAACUUUGUGAAUAACUGGAAUGCUUCUUUCAAAGAGAAGGCCUGCAGGCGAAGUCACUACACUCUCGAAAAGGGUUUUUGGGGUGAUGCCUGAAAUGGUUCCCCAAGGCCCUUUCAAUGAGUGACUCUUAAAAGAACGAUUGUUGUGAAUAAGAUGUGAGAGUUUGGAGGAAAGUUUUAAAGUUUACAGAACAAUACAUCCAAGCUAAUGCUGCGCUUACAUUCUGAGGGUAGUUGAUGGCAAACUGGACAUUCCAGUGUUUUCAGUGAAGUAGCGAUCAAAAAUUCUGCCACCCCUGGCAGCAAGGGCAGCGUACCGCAGCGGUCAGUGGAACGAUCCACCAACAGCUACAUUUUCCCUUCUUUUGCUUUCUUUUGCUGUCAGCCAAAGCAAUGGAAUAAACCAGAUGCUGAUUAUUUGGGGACCUUGAUGAACAUGAUCAGUCACACACAUCCAGGCACACACAGUAUUAUACAACAAAAAAUAAGAGUACAGACCAUCGUCCUGCCUUUUUUCCACCUUAAAUAAACUAUUAACACUGCUAAAUGCAGAGGUUCCUCCAUUUGAAUGUAUUUUGAAGGCAGUGUAGAUGUAUGAUUCACUGCCUUACACUUCCCACAGUCCUGUCAGCGCUGUUGCGGUUAGGAUGAAAAAUGGCAGAAGCCAUAAGCGCUGGCACAGAAAAACCAGUUUGUGCACAAAUGAGCUGUUUGUAAUUAUUAUAACUAAAUGUUUUAUUUCUGGAGAAAAAAGUCAAUGUACUUGUUAUCUAUUAAAGUUAAUUAAAAAACAUCACCUGUGUUUUGUUGUGUAAACACCUAUUGACACUACACCUACAUUAUAUUUUGUAAUUGUAAAGCUUUUCAAACAUCAUUAGUUCUGAGACCUCAACCUGACUGUGAUUGGUCCAGGGCACGGAGCGAGCUUCUAGUGGUGCUGAA
Colossoma macropomum (tambaqui) is the source of this 4695-nucleotide messenger RNA. Its product is annotated as mast cell protease 1A-like. The record is from RefSeq and is a predicted model, not a curated record. The coding region runs from base 1 to 864 and encodes 287 amino acids. Lineage: Eukaryota; Metazoa; Chordata; Actinopteri; Characiformes; Serrasalmidae. Gene Ontology annotation, molecular function: serine-type endopeptidase activity. The transcript has 5 exons. Gene Ontology annotation, biological process: proteolysis.